Mytilus trossulus (common blue mussel) is the source of this 3183-nucleotide messenger RNA. Its product is annotated as AH receptor-interacting protein-like. Bases 139 to 1131 code for a protein of 330 amino acids. Lineage: Eukaryota; Metazoa; Mollusca; Bivalvia; Mytilida; Mytilidae. The transcript has 6 exons. The record is from RefSeq and is a predicted model, not a curated record. Gene Ontology annotation, molecular function: peptidyl-prolyl cis-trans isomerase activity; protein binding.
GUUAAAAUAUGAAUAUACUUGCAUGAUCACAAUUUAUACAUUUUUACCAGAGUCCCCAAAGGAACCCCGGAGAGGAAAUUUAACAGGGGGAGUAACUGUAACCGAACUUCCGUCGACAGUGUAAACAAAAUCUAAAUCAUGACAGAUUUGAUCGCAAAGUUAUACGAACAAGGCAUUGCCAAAAAACUAUUAGGUUGUGGCAAAGGUGACUUGCCUGAAUAUGCAGACGGAACAAAGAUUAUCUUUCACUACAGAACCACAAAAUGUGAUGACGAGAAGACAGUUAUUGACGACAGUAGAAAACAUGAGAAGCCCAUGGAACUGAUUAUUGGUAAAAAGUUUAAACUGGAAGUUUGGGAAGACUGUCUAAAAACAAUGAGAGAUAAAGAAAGGGCUUUGUUCAUUGCAGAUACCAGACAUGUAAUGGGAUAUCCUCAUGUAUCCAAGAGUUUAAGAGGAAUCUUCGGGAAGGAUAAAAAUCAUGAACAUCAUGAGGGUGGCCAUUGUUGUGGCAUGAUGGCAAUGGCUGAACAAGGCUUAGGUUAUCCUGAUCUUGAUGAUCUUGUUAAAAAUCCUCAACCACUUGAAUUUACAUUAGAAAUUUUAAAUGUGCAAACACCCAAUGGUUAUGAGAAAGACACAUGGGCUAUGUCAGAGGAGGAAAGAACAGACAGGAUACCAGUUUUAAAAGAGGAAGGAAAUGCUUUGUAUGCAGAAAAAAAAUAUGGCGAGGCUGCUGAAAAAUACGGGGAAGCUUUAGGAUUGUUAGAACAGAAAGUUUUAAAAGAAAAACCAGGUGAUACAGAAUGGGAAAAACUUGAGGACAUGAAGAAACCAUUUUUACUUAAUUUUUCUCAGUGUAAAAUAAAUCUACAGGAAUACUACCCUGCUGUAGAACAUCUUUCUACAGUACUGAAAAGGGAUCCAGAUAAUGUAAAAGCAUUAUUUAGAAGAGGAAGAGCACAUGUUGGAGCUUGGAAUCCAGUGGAAGCACGAGAAGAUUUCAACAGAGUUAUAGAACUUGAUUCCACUUUAUCUGGUGCAGUGAAAAAAGAAAUUAAGAUUUUAGAUGACAAACAAAAAUUAAAAGAUGAAAAUGAUAAACAAAAAUUAAAAGGUUUAUUUAGUUGAUGAUAUUAGAAAUUUAGAGUUACUUCCCAUGUAUUGUAUUCAACUGGUUAUUUCCAGAUAUAUCACAAGCUUAGGAAACCAUCUUGGCCUUUUGAUAUGCUUUAUUACAAAUUGGAUUGUGUGUUGAAUGAAGAUACACAUGCAGUGUUCACAUUAAUGUUAAAAACCACAGAAAGCAUUAUGUAAUUCCAGACAAAUGAUUUUACAUCCACAAUAUUUAUCAUUAAGUUUUUAUUCAAGAUAUUGUUGGAUUGUAAUACUCAACAUUGACAAACAUAUAUAAUACUCUGAUCAGGCUGUCGGUCUGUACAUUUAGUGUGAAAGCUGAAGUUUGUAUAUUAUUAUUAUUUUAAAAAAAACCCACAAUGUUUGGUUUUAUGUAUCAAGCUGCAUUAUGAUUUUGACAGAGAUGAAAAUAGAAAUGAGACUUUAGUAGUAAUUUUUACAAUUUGAUUUUUUUCUUGAAAACUCAAAUUUAUUUCAUUAGAUCUCUGUGAUUUUGAUGAGUUGUUUUAACUUGUUUUUAAGAUUAUUUACAACUUGAUAGUUUGUAGAAGGCCUCAUGAUUUUUCGUCAGAUUUUUCAACAAUUUUCAACAAUGUUGGGUUCUUUUUUCUGAUUUUGAUAUUUUUUUUUCAAUUUUUGUUUUGAAAGGCUUAACCUUUAUUUGUGAAACUAUUUGACAUUUUUUUUUUCAAAUUUCUUUCACCAAUUCAAUGAAAUUUUAUAACAUAAUAACCAGUAAAUGCUACCUCCUUUGUUAUUUAUUUUUUUAUAUUGAUAGAUUUGUUGAUCUGCAGUUAUUGGUAUAUCAUGCUCAAAUGGCACACCUGUUUUUUUACACUUUGUACUUACAUAGUUCGAAAUACUUGAAAUAUAUGUCAUUUUGUACUCUCCUCUUCUGAUUUUGAGCUUUCAACCCAAUCCUUAGGUUGUUGCCACACCUUGAAGCUUUUUCUUUUUAGUGUAAAACAAAAUAUAUUAAAUAGCAAUGAUUAGAUCAUAUGUAUUUAUUAGUUGUUGUUCAUGUCUAGUAGUUUCAUCUUAAAUAGGUAGAGUCAUAAUUGUUUGCAUGAAGACAUUAUAGUUCAGGUUAUGAACUAAAAAGUUGUUUAUUUCAUUGAACAACAAGGUUGAUUAAAAACAUUGUUAUUGAAUUUACAAAUGAAAUCACUCACAGUGAAAAAGGGAUUAUCAGGCCAAUUGAAGCUAAUUUUAGGAUUUUUUUAUGCCCCACCUACAAUAGUAGAGGGGAUUAUGUUUCUGGUCUAUGCAUUCCAUUUGUCUGUCCGUCCGUUCGUCCGUUUGUUUGUUCGUUCGUCUGUCCCGCAUCAGGUUAAAGUUUUUGGUCAAGGUAGUUUUUGAUGAAGCUGCAGUCCAAUCAACUUGAAACUUAGUAGACAUGUUCCUUAUGAUAUGAUCUUUCUAAUUUUAAAGCCAAAUUAGACUUUUGACCUCAAUUUCAUGGUCUGCUGAACAUAGAAAAUGGAAGUGCCAGUUUCAGGUUAAAGUUUUUGGUCAAGGUAGUUUUUGAUGAAGUUGCAGUCAAAUCAACUUGAAACUUAGUACACAUUUUCCCUAUGGUAUGAAGUUUCUAAUUUUAAUGCCAAAUUAGAUUUUUUACCUAAUUUCACAGUCCAUUGAACAUGGAAAAUGAUAGUGAAAGUGGGGCAUCCUUGUACUUUGGAUACAUUCUUGUUUUAUCUCAUUUCAACCCAAAUGUUUUCCAAAUGAUUUUGUUUUCUAAAAUUCAAUUUCUAGAAGCUUACAAUGUCUAGUAUAUACAUUUGUACCAGUAAAAUUUUUCAAGAAAUCAUAAGUUCAAGAUUUAUUUAAAAUUCUUUGGUUUAAUUUUGGUUGCAUGUUUGCAGAUCUUAAAAACAUAGGAUACCAAAUCAGAAAAGCAAAAUAUCCAAGAUGGCUGCCCUAUAAAUGCUCAGUUGAAUUCUCAGUUUAUUUAACUUAAGAUUAAUAGGCCAUUAAUAGGUGCUUAUAGUUUUAUUAUUGAAUAUGUUUUAAGUUUUUGAAAUAAAAUUUAGUUAAAAAUAUCAA